This is a messenger RNA of Soboliphyme baturini, 822 nucleotides long. NCBI's taxonomy places the organism in Eukaryota, Metazoa, Nematoda, Enoplea, Dioctophymatida, Soboliphymatidae. The record is from the annotation of a GenBank genome assembly.
AUGCUGGUUUUACAGUCGGUGCGCUUCGCGGUUCGUUCGCUCGGAUGGACUGAAAUCGCUGAGGAAAAUUUGACUCCAGAGAGAAGCUCUCGCGCCGUCAAUCAAGCUAUUAUGGACUUAUCCACGGGUCGCAACGACUUCAUGGAAAAAGUGGCUAAAUGGGGCGACGGCAAGGAGUUAAUCAUGGAGCUGGACAGCCAUAAUUUGAAACUGCGGGACGCCGACAGCGACACCGUCUUGCACAGCCAACCGAUACACCAGAUUCGAGUUUGGGGAGUUGGCCGCAACAAUGGAAGAGAUUUCGCUUAUGUGGCUCGCGAUCGCAGCACCAGGAAGUUCAUGUGUCAUGUCUUUCGGUGUGACACGCCCGCUUCCACGAUCGCUAAUGCUCUUCGCGACAUUUGUAAACGGCUGAUGCAGGAACGCCGCUCGAACGUUCGACAGCAGUUCACAUCGUCUAGCGCAGCUGCUCUCACAGACUCUUUCCCGACUCCAAUGGAAGAACCAAAGAAGGUAAUACGAUGCCAUUUCUUAGGUGUCACCCAGGUACCAAAAGCUACAGGAAUCGAGAUUCUAAAUGAGGCGGUGGACCGUCUUGUUGCUCAAGUACAGACCGACCGAUGGAUCCUAGUCGACGUCAGCAUUUCUCCUUCGACCAUAAUUAUUACAGAAGUCGGAGGUUCGAAAAUUGCCGAAUGCCGCGUUCGCUUCUUAUCGUUCCUGGGCAUCGGCCGCGACGCUAAGUACGUUAGAGAUCCUUUCGCCUUUUGUAACUGUUGUCUUUCGGUUUUCUGUUUAUUAAUGACGGUUGUAUGCAAAUGA